This is a messenger RNA of Paraglomus occultum, 687 nucleotides long. The record is from the annotation of a GenBank genome assembly. NCBI's taxonomy places the organism in Eukaryota, Fungi, Glomeromycota, Glomeromycetes, Paraglomerales, Paraglomeraceae.
GUACGCCAAGUUCCAAGAAAGGGAAUACUCGAUGCUCAAGAGGACCAAAUGGGAAACAGCAACGUGUCCAUGUUAAAUCUUGCGAAUGCGACUGCACGUCUUACCCUCGAUGGUCCAAGACAAUGGGCCAAGCUGACGCCCGUCGAUAGAGGGUUUAACGAAAUACGAGAAAUUAAAAUCUUUAAAGACAUACAUAAAAUCGGAAGAGAUUCAAAAAACGAUACGGUAAUAAAGGACGUAGGAAUAAGUCGCAAUCACUGUGUCAUAACAAAGGUGACAAAACAAUUGGAACGAGAUUAUUAUGAGACAACCAUCCAAAAAUGCAGUAGCAAUCCAAGACUUUGGGUGAAUGGUGUUCAGAUCGGAUACCCUUAUACCAUGGUAAUAUCACCUGGCGAUAUCAUCUCCUUCCCGUCACUGGAGCUCGACGCUCACGUGGCAUAUAAAUUCGAAGUGUUGUUGGAUUUGAAUUCUGUGCUAACGAAUUUUAACGAUAAGUAUAGAACCCUGGGUGUUCUUGGACAAGGUGCAUUUGCGCGUGUAACAUGCGUACAACAAUUGUCAACAAGUCGGUUAUACGCGUGUAAGCAGAUACAUACUAGCGUUGUGAGAACCGGAACAAACUUACAGGUGUCUAGUCCACUUGCGAUCGAUAGGGAAAUAAGGAUACUGAAAACUGCCAACCAU